UUUUGGUAUAUUUCUGAGGGUCAGACGGUAUAUUUGUUGGAUAACUCCGGUGCCACACUGCGUACGACGCCAGGUAUUCGGCGGGAAAAUUGACAUAUGGCACCCGAAGCGAACGACAUGUCGGAAGCAGCCGUGCGACGGUACUGCGGCAUGGGCAACCAUUUGCUCAGGAAGCCCAACACCAUAAUAAGGGAGACAAAAAUGCUUCGCUUUGCACGCUACAUAAACCCAGAACUGCGAGUCGAUACACCAAUCUGCUUGGAUUGCUUCAAGAUCCUAGAAAGGCUCUACAGGUCCAAAGUAAGUCAUGCUCUGAGGCACAAAAAGAAGAAUCAGGCCGAGAGCAUAUCGGACGUGAGCUCCAGCCAGCGACAGGACCUGACCUCCUUUUUGGACCCAAGCUCAACGACGUCCAUCCCGACCAUACGCAGGCGGGUGACGACCUCAGCGUCGGCAUCUAGCUCUAGCGAGAACAACAUGCCCACAACAAGCGCAGCGGCUGCGGAAAAACGCAAGCGACCCAAUCCGCCGCCAGCUGCUCAGAACACCUCAAUUGUGAGCGAUGACGAUGAUCCAAAUUCUAAUCUGAGUCUGAAUGCGGUCAAUGGGACUCGGUUGCCACACAUUCAGCCGAUCCCCAAACGGCGCCAGACGGUUCAUCUGAACAAGACGGCCAUGGAAAUCUACCUGGCAGGGACCACGGGCGGAUAAGAUGGCUAUCCUCACUAACUUACUCAUUCAUACUCUCAUGCAAUUCAUUUAUUUAGAAAACACCUACCAUCCGUAAACCAAUCGACAAAGUGCUGUACAAACAUAAAUUAUUGCUAUCUGUUGUUAUUUGGCUCUCACCUUACGGCCACCGAAUAGUCGGUAGAGCUGCGCGUUAUAGUUUAAAAGUUUGGAAUUGAAUAAGUAAAAAUUUUCGAAUCCCAACAGCCAGCUUUAAUGUUUUCGUAAAUUGUUGCCAAGUGUACUUUAUUUAACAUUAGCCUGUGAACUUUAAGGCGUGUAUCGAACUAAAAUAAAACUAAAACUAGAAGGAAA
Messenger RNA from Drosophila guanche, 1044 nucleotides. RefSeq lists its product as uncharacterized. NCBI's taxonomy places the organism in Eukaryota, Metazoa, Arthropoda, Insecta, Diptera, Drosophilidae. Bases 97 to 711 code for a protein of 204 amino acids. The record is from RefSeq and is a predicted model, not a curated record. The transcript has 2 exons.